This is a messenger RNA of Daldinia caldariorum, 1186 nucleotides long. RefSeq names its product late endosomal/lysosomal adaptor and MAPK and MTOR activator-domain-containing protein. Gene Ontology annotation, biological process: endosomal transport; positive regulation of MAPK cascade; regulation of receptor recycling. Lineage: Eukaryota; Fungi; Ascomycota; Sordariomycetes; Xylariales; Hypoxylaceae. Gene Ontology annotation, cellular component: membrane raft; Ragulator complex; late endosome membrane. Bases 227 to 709 code for a protein of 160 amino acids. The record is from RefSeq and is a predicted model, not a curated record. The transcript has 3 exons.
ACCUUGACAUUCCCCAAAUUCUUCCCAACUUCAACCUUUUUGCGACGAGCAUUUCAAUUUUCUAACUCUCGCCCGGGUGCCACCAGGCAGAUUAUACGAUCCUUAUGAUUCUAUUCUAUUAGACCUUAGCAGAGGGCAUAUGUCCCAAUCCAACAUUUCUGUUUUUCUCAUUUUCUCGUUUUCUCUGAAUUUCCUUGUCAUAUUCAUUUCACUCUAAUUACAAAAAAUGGGAAUUUGCUCCUCUUGCCUCGGCCGCCGGCGCCGCGAUUCCUACGACGAAGACGAUGUAUCCCGACUGCUUUUCGACGACCCGAACAACCUCCAGUAUGGGAGCUUUGGCGAGCAUAAUUUAAACGCUCAGGCCGACCCGCUUGAGUCACAGCGAGAAGUAGAAGCUCUUCAGAGAGUAGUAGCGCGAACAUCCAAUAAUCUUGUCGAUGUCUUUGAAAUCACACCACAGGAGUCUCAGAGGACUCAACCCGCUCUAUUCUCCGGGCAAGACGUCCGCUUAGCCCGGUAUCAAAAUAUAUUAUCCAAACUCUCACAGCAAGGGGAGACCCCUCCUACGGACAGUGUUCUCGGCGCCGCAGACUGGUUAUUAGGCGACGAUGAUACUGCCGAAUUAUCUGGCAAGGCCCCUAGUAUCAAGGAUGAAAUAGGUGGCUUACUUGUGGGUACAUUCGGGGAUAUAAAUGCAGCGCGGCUAUGAGGAGUUGUUAGUUUUUAAACGGGUUAAUGACGCAAGUUUGCCAUAUGGAUACCAUUCAAUUCCGCCGGAUUGAUAGCGAAACAUGAGCCGAUCUCAGACCGACUUGGUAAUGGAUUUUUUCUAUGACCUGGCCAAGAAAGAUUUUUAUGGCGGGUCAUGUUCUAAUCCAAUCUUGGGUUAUACAGCGGGGGAAAACCGAAAUUCACAUCCUGAAUUAAGUGAACAAACCAAGUCAUACAUAGUACAUGUGCAGUGUAGGAUCAAAGCGACCAAUCAGAGAUUGGUUUUCAGGGGGGGACUUAAGAGAAGCAAGUCCAUUAAGUGGUAGACACGUGCCUAGUCAAUCUCAUUUUCUUUACUAGAAAGUGGAUUCAUAUAAGAAUCCCGUCUGUUCGGUACGCGCUUCUAUAGAUACUUUUGUCUUAGUUAAUCUCAAACAUUCUUUCCGGCUUCGGUAUUGAAAAGACUAUAAAGACC